AGACCUCUGUUCGAAAAAGAAAUCGGCCUGUCCUUCGUCGGCCAACAGCAAUCAUGGAUCACGCAAAGCUUGCUAGAAUGCAGCAGUCGGUGCGAAUCGGCGGCAAGGGUACCCCGAGAAGAAAGAUAAAGAAGGUCCACAAGAACUCUGGCACCGACGACAAGAAGCUCCAAGCUUCGCUCAAGAAGCUCAACGUUCAGCCCAUCCAGGCCAUUGAGGAGGUCAACAUGUUCAAGGAGGAUGGAAACGUCAUCCACUUCGCCGCCCCCAAGGUUCACGCUUCCGUCCCCGCCAACACCUUCGCCAUCUACGGCAACGGUGAGGAGAAGGAGCUCACCGAGCUCGUUCCCGGUAUCCUCAACCAGCUCGGCCCCGACUCCCUUGCCUCUCUCCGCAAGCUCGCCGAGAGCUACCAGUCUCUGCAGAAGAAGGAAGGCGAGGAGGGCGAUAAGAAGGAGGCCGACGACGACGAUGACAUCCCCGACCUUGUUGCCGGCGAGAACUUCGAGAGCAAGGUCGAGUAAACUUGUUUUCGUAACUUCUUGAUGAAUGUCUAAUGUUGUCGAUACUCUGCCACCCUUUUCCAAAAAAAUUUACCUGUACUUUUGCAUCCGGGCUGGGCAAGGAUAGCAGAUAGCGAUUUCACAAUAAUCUACUGUUUCUCUUCUGCUACCAAAUCAAUGAACCCUGACAGGCGAUGAUGAGAAUUUGAUGGCCCCAGUAGCUUAUAUGCUACGGCCUGGAGCUCUCCUAGCGCACAAUGGAUGCACUGGUGAAAUCUAGACCACGACCCCUCCAAACAGUGAUAUCAUGGCAUUCUCCUUUUACUUUGCUUUACCUUUCAUGGGGAUUAUGUGAAUUUUGACGGGGAAGGUCUGGGCUCAAGAAGCUCACGUGCUUGAAAUCGGG
Molecule: messenger RNA, 909 nt
Organism: Xylona heveae TC161
Lineage: Eukaryota; Fungi; Ascomycota; Xylonomycetes; Xylonales; Xylonaceae
Product: nascent polypeptide-associated complex subunit beta
Exons: 3
Coding region: 54-524 (156 amino acids)
Cellular component (GO): cytosol; nascent polypeptide-associated complex
Source: RefSeq, a predicted model, not a curated record